Messenger RNA from Physella acuta, 3624 nucleotides. Its product is annotated as MAGUK p55 subfamily member 2. Gene Ontology annotation, molecular function: protein binding. The record is from RefSeq and is a predicted model, not a curated record. NCBI's taxonomy places the organism in Eukaryota, Metazoa, Mollusca, Gastropoda, Physidae.
CGGAUAUGAAUACGGAAGUGAAACAGUUGUUGUGACCACUUAUGUAAAAUAUUUGAAAAAUUACAGCUCCAGUUGCUGUGGUGUUCAAAAGAUAAAGAAAAAUGCCGCAGCCAAGAUACCAGCAGGACACACCGCCAAAGGUUGCAGCCCUUGAGGCUUUUGAGAACAUGCAAGAACUCCUGGCGGAGUUGGAAGAUUUUGGCGCUUCUCACGAUGAGUUGGAUUUGCUAAAUGAUGUUCUUGGUGAACCAGAGUAUCAGGCUCUUGCUGAGAUAUACGAUAUACUUGGCCUCCAACUGCCCGACCCAGCAGAUGACAGAGGUGAAGAGAACUUGCAUGACGUUUUGGAAAUUAUUUCAGCCCCAGCUUCCCCCAGCAAGAAUGUUACAGAGCUGAAGCAAAUACUACAGAAGCCACAUCUGAUGUCCCUGCUGACUACCCAUGAUUGCGUGGCCAAAAAAAUGUUUGAUGAAGUGUUUGCUGAAGACAUGGAGUUAGCUGCUCCGCCCCCUCCUGUGUUUGAUGCUGUUGGAGAACAACAUAGAUACGUCACCAUCAGGAAAAAUGGCAAGCAGCCACUGGGAAUAACUGUCAAGUUAGAUGAAGAGAAUGUUCCUGUCAUUGCCAGAAUUUUACAGGACAGUUUGGCUGACAAACAAGGUCUACUCCGGGUCGGGGACAUUGUUAAAGAGGUCAACGGGAUCCCUGUCUUUGUCCCAGAGGACAUGAUGAUUGUGCUGAAGGAGGCCGAGAGUUCCAUCACCUUUAAGAUUGUGCCCUCAGCGCUGGACCAGCAGUUCUCAGACCCUGUCUACAUGAGAGCUUGCUUUAAUUAUGAUCCAAUGACUGACAGACUGAUUCCAUGUAAGAAAGCUGGACUGCCAUUUAGAGAGGGGGAUAUAUUGGAUGUAGUGGACAACACAGAUGAAAAUUGGUGGCAGGCCAAGCUGGCAGAGAUCCCCAAUGCCCCUGUUGGUUUGAUCCCAUCCAGGACUUUACAAGAGAAGAGAAGUGCCUAUGUGCAGCCAGAGCUGACUAAGACAAAGACCAGUUUAUUGUGUGGUCUAAAAACCAAAAGAAAGAAGAGAAUAGGCUACAACUCAUCAGAAACUACAGAGUUUGAUCGUUGUGAUAUCAAAGUGUACGAGGAAGUUGAAAGAUCCAAAACUCACAGAAGUACUUUGGUUCUGGUUGGCGCUCAGGGCGUCGGCAAGCGCUCACUGAAAGAACGUCUGAUCAAAGAUAACCCUAGCAAAUAUGGAGCUGCUAUACCACAUACAUCACGUCCUAAGGGUCCUAAUGAGCAGGAUGGUCGUGGUUAUUACUUCAUUGAUGGAGAGACGAUGGAGGCUGAAAUAAAGAAAAACAUGUACAUUGAUCACGGAGAGUUUGGAGGCCAUUUGUACGGUACUCGUCUAUCUACAAUCAAAGAGGUCAUCAGAAGUGGGAAGAUUUGUGUGCUGGACAUUUCAGCCAGGUCCCUCAAGUUCAUCCAGUCUCCUGAUUUCAAACCUUACAUCAUCUUCAUCGCUGCUCCCAGCAUUGAGGCACUCAAAGUCAUGUACAACGAAGGAAAGAAAAUCAAUAACAAUGUGCGGGUUGACAGCAGAUCAGAAUUAUUUUUGGAAGAAAAAUUCAUUCGGACUGUGAAAGAGAGUAAAGAAAUGGAGAAAUUGUACAAGGGCAUGUUUGAUGAGGUCAUCGUCAACGACGACUUUGAGAACACAUAUGGAACCAUUUGCCACCUGAUGGAGGAGAUAGAGAAGCAACAUAAAUGGGUGCCCAUCUCCUGGAAUGAUUAAACUCACCUGUUCUUACGUUGUACCUGACUCACAGUUUGUAUGAUCAACUAGUAGCAUGUCUGCACCUAAUGGGUAAAUCUAUAUGUAGGCCAUGCCCAGGAAUUAUGGGUCACGGUCAGCUUCAUGUAGGUCAUGGUCAUGUCUUAGAAUAAUAUGAUUGAUGGUCUAGGUUAUGUUAGUCAUUUAAGGGUGUAUGGGUCAUGGGGUCAAGUGAACGUAUGUCAUGGUCAAUCUAUGCCUGCUAGUUGAUUAUUUUAGGAUUGUAUGGUAUGGGUUAUUGUCAAGCUAAUGUAGGUCAUGGCUCUGUUAAUGUAGGUCAUAUCUUAGGGUUGUAUGGGUCAUGCAAAUGUAGGUCGUGACCUAGUUUACUAAACAUGAAUGUUGCAACCAUUCCUCUCUAAGGCAGCAAUGAGAUUUUUAUCUGGUCACUGUUAAAAAGUUGACAGGCUUUUUAUUGUUGUCAAAUAAUUUGUUAAUUGCACAUUUGUGUAAUUAAUUACACAGUUAUAAAGCUAGUAUAAAAUGAUUUUUUUUUUUUAUAAUAGUAAAAAUAAAUUUUAAAUCUAGCAUUGUUAACUUGAUGAAAUCCUUUAGUUAAAAAAAAACAUUAUUUACGAGUAAUUGUUUACAGUAGUCAACUGUACCAGUCCAAUUGUUUACCCUGACUGAGAAAUCUGGCCUGGCUGUUUUUACUUUAGUCUAAUGUCACCUGAUGUUAACCUUUAGUAAACACUGGGACUUGUGUGUAACUGUACACUCAACUACUGGGUGUUGAACACACUGGUACUACUAUUUCUACACACAGGUAUUUUAUGUAACUGGGCCCACUGGUAUUUGAUGUGUAACUGUGUACACAAGUGUUGGGUGUGAAAUAUACAAGUGCCACUAUAUGUACACACAGGUAUUUGGUGUACCACUAUUUUAGGGGGAUGGGGGGUGAUCAUCAGAGUUGAACUUUGUAGCCUUUCACAGAAACAUUUUAAAAUAUUUUCUUUAAGAAAAGGACUACAUUUUAAGGAUACAUUUUUUAUUAAAUUCAGAAGGGGUAUGGUGUUUGGAUACAAUUUAUUCAACUUUGUGUAUGUUUGUUAUGUGGUGACAUUCCAAUAUAUUUUAUAUUUUUUCUCACAUUCCAACUACUCAUUCCUGUUAUGUGCUGUUCAUUAUCUCAUUAUUUUUAAUUAUACUUGCCUCGGUACCGCUUUCUUUGGAUAUUCGUCCUACCAGCACUACUUGUAGAAUAGUUAGCUCCCUUAUGCUGGGAUGAACAAGUCAUACACAUUCAAUGUUGUGAUAUUAUCAACAAAUUUUACACCCUUAGGUUGUGAUUAAAGUUAUCUUCCUUAGGUUGUGAUUAAAGUUAACUCCCCUGGGUUGUGAUGAAACAGUUAACUCCCCGAGGUUGUGAGCUGAUGCAUGCUGUGAUUGAUUCAUGACAUUAACUAGGUGAACUUUCCUUUAAUAGCUACCAACCAAAUAAACUUGUAUUGCUCUCGCGAGCCAGUUAUCUCCCAUAUUGUUCACAUGAGCCAAGUUAACUCCCUUCCAGCUUUUGUGAAAUCACACUGAAAGACUGUAAGACCUGUCAAUAUCAAAUGAAAGCAGCUACUAAGGACUUGUAUUUUUUUUAAUGCAGUGUAAAAAUAACCGCGUCACUGUAACAUAGUGGCCUUACAAUAUAAUUCCUCUACAACUGUACAUACAAAUAUGUAUUUGACUCGUAUAAAUUAGUACAACACGUCCUUAUGUAUGCUUGUAUAUUUUAUCUUCUCAUUUAUUGCUGUCAUAAACAUUCCAUUACAAUAAACGAUUGUGGUAAUGA